CCAAUGAGAUACCUCUAGGGGCGGGGCAUAGAGGAAGUUUCCCGAUGUAGCAACAACACUAUUCCCUGACCUGACUUGUUUGUUGACGAGCAAAGAUGGAGUUCCUAAUGGGAAAUCCGUACAGUACCCCAGUGGGGCAUUGCAUUGAAAGAGCUACUGACGGAUCCCUACCAAAUGAAGACUGGACGCUUAACAUGGAAAUUUGUGACAUUAUCAAUGAAACAGAAGACGGGCCAAAAGAUGCAAUAAGAGCAAUGAAGAAGAGACUGAAUGGCAAUAGAAACUACAGGGAGGUGAUGCUGGCUUUAACGGUGCUGGAGACUUGCGUAAAGAACUGCGGCCACAGGUUUCAUGCGCUGGUCACUGCCAGGGACUUUGUGGACGGUGUGCUUGUUAAAAUCAUCUCUCCUAAAAACAACCCUCCCACCAUCGUUCAGGACAAAGUAUUGGCGCUCAUUCAGGCAUGGGCCGAUGCGUUCAGGAGCAGUCCGGAUCUCACAGGCGUUGUCCAAAUCUACGAGGAGCUCAAGAGAAAAGGCAUCGAGUUCCCCCUGUCGGAGCUGGAGACCCUCUCGCCCAUACAUACACCUCAGCGGACUGCAUCGGCACCAGAGGGAGAAUCGACUCUGCAGUACAGCAGCCCCCCUCAGCCUGCACCGCAUGUUGUUCCGGCAGCCUACACCACCCCUCAAGUUCCAAACGUUCAACCGUCCGGAGCCAUCAACCCAACGUCUGAACAGAUUUGCAGACUGCGCAGUGAAUUGGAUGUCGUUCGCGGAAACACUAAAGUCAUGUCUGAGAUGUUGACUGAGAUGGUCCCGGGACAGGAGGAUGCUUCCGACUACGAGUUGCUACAGGAGCUGAACAGGACCUGCAGAGCCAUGCAGCAGAGGGUAGUGGAGCUCAUCUCUUGCGUCUCCAACGAGGCAGUGACCGAGGAGCUGCUGCACGUAAACGAUGACCUCAAUAACAUCUUCUUGCGCUACGAAAGAUACGAGAGGUUCAGAUCCGGAAGGUCUACGGUUCAGACUGUCAACAAUGGGGUCUUGAGCGAAGCGACAGAGGAUAACCUGAUCGAUCUGGGCCCCGCCUCGCCAGCAGUGGUCAGCAACAUGCCCAAUGCGGCCACGACAAGCUUGCCCCCGAGCGUCACCCCCAGCGCCGGGGGAGCAUCCUCUCCGGCCUCCCUGGCGUCUCGCCUCGCUGGAAUGGAUGUUGCCGCAGACACUGUGAGCAGCACUCUGAGCUCUUUAUCCAGCGGCAAGCCUCCACCUCCCCAGGAUGACUUUGACGUGUUCGCCCAAACCAGGACCGGAUCUCUCCCUGAACCUAAUAAGAUGACUCCGGCAAAGGACAGCCAGGCAGCUGCUGCUGCUGCUGCUGCUGCUCCUCCUACUCUGGAUGUCCAACAACCACCUGCAGCAACGUGUGUCGGAGGUCAGUCCUCUGUCAUGGAUGACAUAGAGGAGUGGCUCAGUACUGAUGUGAAAGGAGAUGAAGGUGAGGAGGGUGUGACAAGUGAAGAGUUUGACAAGUUCCUCGAGGAGCGAGCCAAAGCUGCAGAGAUGGUCCCCACCCUGCCGUCCCCCCCGAGUAGCGACCCCGGCGCAGCGCAGGGAAGCCCCAGCCGCAAGAAGUCUGACAGACCGGAGGACGCUUUGUUUGCCAUGUAGACUUGUCGGCCGCUUACCUGACAGGAUGGCCCGGACCAAAACACGUCCACUAACACUAUUUCGAUCAGCGGCAGUGAUGUAUCCUUAUUCAAAGAGAAUCUGUCUGUCUAAAAGGGAAAAACCUAACAAAACAGUCUAUUUUCAUAGGUUAAAAGAAAAAAAGGGAUUUCAGUCCCUGUAUGCGUAUCUUCAUGCUAGCAUGUGGACAUAAAACCUCCACGCAUGCUUUUUUUUUAGCUUUGGUUCUUAAACCCUGAGAAUUUUGCGUUUCCGCUAGUGCCCCUUCAGUAAGCCGGCAUGAGUUCUGUUGUAAAUGUGUAAAUGACAAAUGAUCCCGUGUGUAUAUUUCAAGCUUCGUAUGUACCAGAGGAAUUUAUUAUGCGGUGGGAUUGUAUCGGGGGGCGAGGAAGGGAAGGGCCAAUGAGCUCAAAGUUCCUGUCUGCUAUGGAUGCGCCCCACAAUGCUGCACAGGGAUAGGGAACCUGUUGACAUUAAAAAAAGAAAAGAAAAAGUUGAUGUAGCUGUACAAAAUGUGUUUUAUUUGGGGUCCAAUCUGCCUUUUUUGUGUGUGUUCGGCUUAGUAUUUGCUGAGGUUAAGUUUUGUGCGGUCACCGUAAUGCUGAAAAAAAAGUUGGACGGCAGUUGUAUUUUAUUCUCCUUUUUCUUUUAGUUGAAAUGACCAAAUGUGUUUUUCAGGAGAACAAGUUCAAAAUACAGCUCGAUAUCAGUCUUUUGUGCUGCUUGCGCAAUAUUUGUGUGCAUUUCCUCUCCGCUGAUGUUUUCAGAAAAGGAGCUGACCUUUCCAGCGCCACUAUUUGUUCGUCAGAAAUGAGCUCGGGCGCAACAAACCAGACCUUUUACGCUCUUGACGGGCGUGAACGUGUUCCGUGAGCUCAGAGCAAGAGUGCGCUUUCGACUGUGGCGUGGCAUUUGAACUUGUACUUUUUGUAAAUCAGCUGUGUGACAAGCAAGCACUUGGAUGUAAUUAAAGAUUCAGGAAGUGUAGAAAUUAUUUAUUUGUAAUCACCCCCCUCCCCCUUUCAGAUGAGUAUUUUAUUUUUGCGCUCAAGGAAAAUAUAUGGGGAAAUGAUCUAUGGAAGGAUUGUUUAUUUUUGUGGCUUUUUAUGGAGUCUUUAUGUUUUAUACAUUGCUGAUGUGUGUGAUGUUAAUAAUUCCGUUGGUGUUCUUGUGGGUUGAAUGUAAACAUGGAAAGAAGCAUCACGUGUCAUGAAGGAUCCAUCUUUUAUUUUAUUUUUUAGGUUGACAUCCUCUCCUCCCACAACUUAACAUCUUUGUAGACUGUCAGACAAGGAGUGUGGCAGAAAAGUUCCAGGACUGAUGUCACAAAAUUUCACGCAAGCUGUUCCUGGCUGAGAACAUCAUCGCCAUAGGUAGCUAUCAAGAUUUUUUUUUUUUUUUUUGGGGCACCAGUCUUGGAACUUUACUGACAUACCUCGUACAUUGCUGCUGUCCCGUAAGCCUUGUGAAUCCGUCCGUCCAUGCCAGUGUGUCAUCUUUGAUGUGUAAAUGGGUCCUAGGACUUCUCCCUCAUCGGAACCAUUGUGUUUCUGUGUGCAUCACUGGACACUUUAUAAGAAGAGAGACGCUAAUGUUUGUGUGUGGAGGUUUGAUUUUCCUCUUUGUGUUUUGAGAUCUGCAUGAACUAAAUAAAACCUUGGAAGUGUGA
Messenger RNA from Syngnathus typhle (broad-nosed pipefish), 3360 nucleotides. RefSeq names its product target of myb1 like 2 membrane trafficking protein (gene tom1l2b). Gene Ontology annotation, cellular component: endosome; membrane. NCBI's taxonomy places the organism in Eukaryota, Metazoa, Chordata, Actinopteri, Syngnathiformes, Syngnathidae. Gene Ontology annotation, biological process: signal transduction. The record is from RefSeq and is a predicted model, not a curated record. Gene Ontology annotation, molecular function: clathrin binding; ubiquitin binding; phosphatidylinositol binding. The transcript has 15 exons. The coding region runs from base 96 to 1673 and encodes 525 amino acids.